Molecule: messenger RNA, 366 nt
Organism: Zasmidium cellare ATCC 36951
Lineage: Eukaryota; Fungi; Ascomycota; Dothideomycetes; Mycosphaerellales; Mycosphaerellaceae
Exons: 1
Coding region: 1-366 (121 amino acids)
Molecular function (GO): nucleic acid binding; zinc ion binding
Source: RefSeq, a predicted model, not a curated record
AUGCCGGCCAUCAGAGGCCCCAAGUCCAAGUCCAAGACCAGACGACACACCCGCGACCUGGACCAGGUCCACGCAGACGUCGCCUCCAAGGAACACCUUCAAAAGUACAAGGACCUACACGCGCAUGAGGAUUUGCCUGGAUUCGGAGACUUCUACUGCACGGAAUGCGCCAAAUGGUUCGAGUCCCAGACCAACCUCGACAAGCACGCGAAGGGGAAGCCACACAAGAGACGUGUGAGGGACUUGAAAGAGGAGCCAUAUAGUCAGAAGGAGGCAGAAGCAGCAGCUGGAUUGACUACCGACAAUGGGAAGAGGCUGAAUGAGGAGGAUAUGGUGGAUGCGUCGGAAGAUGAGGACGUGCGAUGA